This is a messenger RNA of Funneliformis mosseae, 318 nucleotides long. The record is from the annotation of a GenBank genome assembly. Lineage: Eukaryota; Fungi; Glomeromycota; Glomeromycetes; Glomerales; Glomeraceae.
AUGGCCGAGAAGCUUAACGUUAAGUCAAAUUCUGUCGAUCAAUUGCGUGAUCAAACAGGUUUUCUCCUAGCUUUUCAAGAUAAGACGUUUUUUACAGCCAAUAUUAAUUUUGAAAAGUCUUUCAUAGUCUUUGGGAUCUCAAUAUCUUGUAGAUCCAUGACUUCAAUGUCUUUAAUGUUAUCUUUAGAUAUGAAGGAAAGUAUGAAAAACAGAACUGUUACUAGUAAUUCAGUAUCUAGGAAUUACAGAAAACUUAUACCAUCAAGUUUAAGAGUAUUACGUCUAGCAAUAUUUAAUAUUUCUUUAAGCUUGUCAUAA